GAUGAGAGGUUUCUCCAGGAAGCUAGGUUCUUGCGAACCUGGCAGUUGUCAGCCUUCUCGCAGAGAAUCUGACAUCAUCCGACGGCUGCCAAGUUAACGGGCGAGCCACAGCCCGUUAAGAGAGGGGGUCCAGGCAGCGCAAGAUUGAUUACCCUUCCGGGAGCUGCUAGACCUGGGGGAUGUUGCCAGAGAUUUGUGUGUUCUUCCUGUAGCAAGAGGGAGAAGGAGAGGGAGAGGGGGAGAGGGGGAAUGGAUCCUUUCAAUCCGUUCCAGGAAGAGGUGGGCGGAGGGGGGGCCAUCCAGAGCACGUUUGCGGACAUGGCGCUGCAGCACAAGCUCACCUUGCUCGUCGACAACUCGUCCCUCUGCUCCUGGACGUAUGCAAUCUUCUGGCAGCUCUCCAGCGCCGACGGCCAGAUGAUUCUGGGCUGGGAAGACGGCUACUUCUCCACCACCAACGAGAAGAGUACCCAGCGGAACGAGGCCAAGCAGUUCGAUGCCGACCAAAUUCUCAGGCGCAAGGUCCGCCUUGUGCGAGCUCCACGACCUGUGCCAUCCCGAGGAGGAUUAUCGAGAGGUGGACCAUGUCACCGACCAGGAGUCGUUCUAUCUCCUCUCCAAGUCGUGGAAUUUCGCCUGCGGUGAAGGCAUUCCAGGGCGGGCGUUCCAGUUUGGGCAGCACAUAUGGAUUUGCGACACUGUCAAGCCCAUUAACUUUCACUGUGCGCGACUGGAGCUUGCCAAGAGCGCAGGAAUUCAGACAAUCGUCUGUGUUCCCACCCGAAACGGAGUUGUGGAGCUGGGAUCCACCGAAAUCGUGAACGAGUGCUCGCGGACACUCCAAGACAUAAGGAGAUACUUUGAGGAGGAGCAGCAGCAGCAGCAAUCACAGCAGCAACCGCGGCUACCGCAACUUCUUUCCCACCUUUGAAGUUUCUAUUCAUUGCUCUUGAACCCGCAGGAUUCCUCGUUGCUAUCCGGUCCUAUAUCCAGCACCAGGAAGUUUCCAGCUUGUGCCCCUGGGGAUUUCUUGCCUCCUCUGAAAGAAAAGUCUCCUGGGUCAUAUGUCCUCUCAACAUCUCCCAAUCAAAACGCCGUAUGCAUUCCAAUAGAGAUCAUAUUUCCUCGAGGCCUUGACAACCCUUGUCACUUGCUCGACAAGCUCAACAUCGCUAGCAUUGUGUUUUGGCAUGAUCUCAUGGAUGAAGGACGAGCACACGCUGCUUAGAACAGAGAUUGUGCAUGCUCCUCACCUCCACCCUGAUGGGAUUGGUUUGCAACAGAAACGUACUAAUUUUUCUUC
Molecule: messenger RNA, 1303 nt
Organism: Selaginella moellendorffii
Lineage: Eukaryota; Viridiplantae; Streptophyta; Lycopodiopsida; Selaginellales; Selaginellaceae
Product: transcription factor bHLH13-like
Exons: 6
Coding region: 497-931 (144 amino acids)
Biological process (GO): regulation of DNA-templated transcription
Molecular function (GO): DNA-binding transcription factor activity
Source: RefSeq, a predicted model, not a curated record